This is a messenger RNA of Mycetomoellerius zeteki, 492 nucleotides long. Its product is annotated as cytochrome c oxidase subunit 3-like. NCBI's taxonomy places the organism in Eukaryota, Metazoa, Arthropoda, Insecta, Hymenoptera, Formicidae. The record is from RefSeq and is a predicted model, not a curated record. Gene Ontology annotation, cellular component: mitochondrion; membrane. The annotation marks the transcript as partial. The transcript has a single exon. Gene Ontology annotation, molecular function: cytochrome-c oxidase activity. Gene Ontology annotation, biological process: mitochondrial electron transport, cytochrome c to oxygen.
UUUUUUUUCUUUUUUUUGGGCUAUUUUCAUUCAGCUCUUGCUCCUAGAGUUGAGAUCGGUCAGUUGUGGCCGCCUAAGGGCAUUUAUCCUUUUAAUCCUUUUAACAUUCCUUUGAUAAAUACUAUUAUUUUGGUUUCUUCUGGGUUGACUAUUACAUGGUCUCAUUAUUCUUUCAUUAGCAAUGAUGUUGCGGAGAGUAAAAAUAGGUUAAUAAUAACUAUUUUUUUAGGAGUUUAUUUUUCUUGUCUUCAAUUAUUUGAGUAUAUUAAUGCUUCAUUUACUAUAGCGGAUUCUAUUUAUGGUUCUACUUUUUUUAUUUCUACGGGGUUUCAUGGGAUUCAUGUGAUUGUUGGGACGACGUUUUUGGUUGUUUGUUUAAUUCGUUUAUUAAGUAUGCAUUUUUCUUUUUAUCAUCAUUUUGGAUUCGAGGCUGCCUCUUGAUAUUGGCAUUUUGUUGAUGUAUGAUUAUUUUUAUUUAUUUCUGUUUAUUGA